Messenger RNA from Pieris rapae (cabbage white), 1359 nucleotides. Its product is annotated as jerky protein homolog-like. Gene Ontology annotation, molecular function: DNA binding. The record is from RefSeq and is a predicted model, not a curated record. Gene Ontology annotation, cellular component: nucleus. NCBI's taxonomy places the organism in Eukaryota, Metazoa, Arthropoda, Insecta, Lepidoptera, Pieridae. The transcript has a single exon. Bases 1 to 1359 code for a protein of 452 amino acids.
AUGUUAACUACUGCUGAGGAAGAGAACAUAAAGGUUCUUGAGGAAGCCCUGUGUACAUGGAUAUUGCAGAAAUCUAGAGAAAAAGGCGACCGCGCAGGAGUAUCACACACGGACGUUGUUAAAAUUGUUUCCUAUUUUAAGAGUGAGUUACAAAUUGGUAAUUACUUUUGUCUAAAGAAAAAAUGGUUAGAUGAAUUCAAAGAACGCCACAAGGUUUAUAUAAUAACCAACAAAGCUUACAAACCCAUUACGCGACAAUUCCAGCCCGACCAGUUUGUUCAGCAGUUAGGUCUGCAUCCAUCACAGAUUUAUAUUGCAGAUGAAGCGGGUCUUUACUGGCGGUUCAAAUACUCCGAUCCAUUAGAGCCAGAUCUUUUAACAUUUUUAACUUGUGCUAACAUAAGUGGCCUUCACAAGCUCCAACCUUUUGUUAUUGGUAAAAUAAAAAACCCCCCGUCUCUGGAAGGUCUCAAUCCUCCAAUUGUCUAUUCCUCCCAGAAAGAUGGCUUGAUGACAAGGCAACUAUUUUCUAAAUGGUUUAAGUCAUGCUUCGUUCCCGAGGUAGAAAAACGCUUAAGCAGUGAAUUGGAUGGAAGGGCUGUAUUAGUUAUUGAUUCAGCGAUAUAUCAUCCCCAGCCAGGAAAUCUGUUGGUCGACCAUCCAUUAAUUGAAGUGUUAUAUAUUCCAUUGGAACACAAAGCAGAAAAGAGCAGCCAAAAUGUCUUCAACUAUAUCAAACGGAAGUAUAAGGAUGAUUUCCUUAACACAGUUUUAGCACGACCUAUUAAUGUCAAUAAUCUUACGCAAUUUAAUGUGAGAGAUAUGGCAUAUCUUCUAGCUGAUUGCUGGAGUUCUGUACCACAAAGCAUGUUUGGCUCCUGGUGGAAUUUACUUAUAGCUUUAGACGGGUCUUCAUCUGUUGAUUCCCCCACGAAUGAGGAUGUACAGUCUAGUCUAAUAAAUCGGGUGUGUGCCCAAUUUGACGUAAAUCCGGCAAUAAUGAACGCGUGGUACGAAGGAGUUUGUGAGGAUGCACCAAAUUUGCUGACAGAUUACGAAAUACUGCAAAACGCCGUUAAUAUGACACUAGAAGGCGAGGACGAAGAGGAAUCGUCUAGCGCUGCCAGAGUAGGGGCACAUGAAGCGUUCACAGCUUUUGAAUUGUGUUUACGGUGGGCUCAAGAGAAUGGUUAUGCAGCUCCAGAGACUACCGUGCUGCGAGAAAUGAAAGCUAAAGCCCUGAGUGUGAAAGAAAACGAACCUCCAUUGAAAUGUAUUAAAAUAAAAUCUGAGGACGAGGACUCAGAUUCGUCCGAAGAGGUGGUAAUAAUUGAAGGAAUCAAAUCAGAAUUUUUUUAA